AAUCGAUAUAGGUUAAACAAACAAAACUCUCCCAAAACCUUGUUUCGUUACUGUAAUUCGUAAACCCUAGCAACCACCGUCACCGCCGCCGCCGGAGCAAAAAUAUCAUGGGGAAAGAUAACAAAACGAAGAAGAAGCCUAACAAAAAAGGCGAAAGAAGAAUGGGACCAGAUGCAGUCGCCAUGAAAGCUAAAACCCAGAAGGUCGAUAAUCCAUUUGAAUUAAUCCGAUCUCGCCGGAAGUUCGAUAUCCUCGGAAAGAAGCGUAAAGGUGAAGAACGGUUCGUCAGUGUUUCUCGAACUCGAGCUGUUGAUAAGAGGAAGAACACGUUGCAGAAAGAGUAUGAGCAAAGCUUAAAAGCUUCGGUUUUUUUGGAUAAGCGUAUUGGAGAACACGACGAUGAGCUUGGUGAAUUCGAUAAGGGUAUAAUUCGAUCGCAGAGACAGCGUCAGUUGAAACUAGCGAAGAAGAGUAUGUAUAAUUUGUCUGAUGGGGAAGAGGAUGUAUAUGAAGAUGGUGCUCUUGGUGGUUCUUCUGUAAGGGAUGAUUUUGAUUCUGGACUUUUGUCAGAUGAAGAUCUUCAAGAUGAUGAUCUAGAAGCUUCUGCAUCAAAGAGACUGAAGCAUCUAAACAGAAACAGACAGGUUGACGCAUCUGGAGAGGAAGAGAGACAUAAGAGCAAGAAGGAAGUAAUGGAAGAGAUCAUCAUGAAGAGCAAACUUGGCAGGAUGGAGAAAGCUAAGCAAAAGGAGGAAAAGGGAAAGCUAAUGGAUGAGCUGGAUGAAAAUUUCAAGUCCUUAGUGAAUUCUCAGGCGAUGGAGAGUUUAACUAAGCCUUUUGAUGUCGAAGAGGAUACACGCAAUCCUUAUGUAUUAAUGCUGAAUGAUAUGGCAAUGGAUAUUCGUGCUCGUCCUUCUGAGAGGACAAAGACACCUGAAGAAAUUGCCCAGAAAGAGCGAGAAAAGUUAGAGGCUCUUGAGGAAGAGCGUAAGAAAAGGAUGCAGGAAACUGAGGAGUUAAGCGAUGGGGAUGAGGAAAUUGGCGGCGAGGAAUCAACAAAGAGGCCAAGGGUCAUUUCUGGUGACGAUCUUGGUGAUUCCUUCUCAGUUGAAGAAGAUAAGCCGAAAAGGGGAUGGAUUGAUGAUGUUCUUGAAAGAGAGGAUGAUGUUGAUAAUUCAGAAAGUGAUGAGAAUGAUAGCUCUUCUGAGGAUUCAGAAAGUGAAGAAGAAGAAGAUGAUGAGUCAGAUGGGGGUGAUGAGAAGCAGAGAAAAAGUGAGCAGAGAAAACGUCAUCAUUUAGAAGACUGGGAACAAAGUGAUGAUGAGCUAGGGGAUGAGCUGGAAGAUGAGGAGGAGGAUGAUGAUGAAGAAGAUGAUGAGCCAAGAGUACAUAAAAAGUUGAAGAAUGACUAUGCAGCUCCAAAUAAAGGAGAAGGGUUGUCUGGAACAGUGAAACAAAAAACCAAUAUGAAGAAAUUGAGUUCAACGCAGCGUGAUAUUCCGUUCAUGAUUGAUCCUCCAAAAAAUUUCGAGGAAUUGCUUGCCCUAGUGCAAGAUUGUUCAAAUGAAGAUGUUAUUUUAAUUGUCAACCGAAUCCGGAUAGCACACUCAAUUAAGAUUAAAGCUGAAAACCGAAAAAAGAUGCAGGUCUUCUAUGGUGUUCUCUUGCAGUAUUUUGCCGUUCUUACAAGCAAAAAGCCCUUGAACUUUGAUUUAUUAAAUAUGCUUGUCAAACCUUUGAUUGAGAUGAGCAUGGAGAUCCCCUACUUUGCUGCAAUAUGUGCUCGCCAGCGGCUUUUAAAGACCCGUGCACAAUUUUGCGAGGCUAUCAAGAAUCCAGAGGAUGGAUGCUGGCCUUCUUUGAAAACAUUGUUUCUCUUGCGGCUCUGGUCCAUGAUUUUUCCAUGCUCUGACUUUCGCCAUGCUGUGAUGACCCCAUCGAUAUUGUUGAUGUGUGAAUAUCUCAUGCGCUGUCCCAUUUCCUCUGGUCGUGAUAUUGCCAUAGGUUCCUUUUUAUGCUCCAUUGUUCUUUUGGUUGCUAAGCAAUCUAAAAAGUUCUGUCCUGAAGCCAUAUUAUUUAUUCGGACUCUCCUGAUGGCUGCUUCAGACAAAAAGUCACCAUCAUCUGCGGAAUCUGAGUUUUAUCAUUUCAUGGAAUUAAAAUCGUUGACUCCAUUGUUGUGCAUACAAGACAACGUAAAGGAGGUCAUGCCUUUAAACUUCCUAAAGAUAAUGAAUGAGCCAGCAGACUCUCCAUAUUUCAGCUCUGAUGAUUUCAGAGCAAGCAUCCUUUCAAGUGUGGUCGAUACUCUUGGAGGGUUUGUGGAGAUAAACGGAGGAUUGAGUUCCUUUCCAGAGAUCUUCAUGCCCAUCUCAACUUUAUUGCACCAAAUUGGGAACCAAGAAAAGAUCCCACAAACUCUCAAGGAGAAAUUAGAAGAUGUCGCAAAGCUAAUCGAAAAGAAAACCGACGAGCAUCACAAGGAACGCAAACCACUCUCUAUGCGUAAGCAUAAGCCAGUAGCCAUCAAGAUGGUCAAUCCCAAAUUUGAGGAGAACUUUGCUCCAGGCAGGGAUUACGAUCCAGACAAAUACCGUUCUGACCUCAAAAAGUUGAAGAGAAAGUUAAAACAGGAAGCCAAAGGAGCAGUGCGUGAGCUGCGCAAAGAUAGCUACUUCAUGAGCUCGGUUAAAGCAAAAGAGAAAGCUGUGCAAGAGCAAGAGAGAGCAGAGAAACAUGGCAAAGCUUGGGCUUUUCUUCAAGAACAAGAGCAUGCUUUCAAAUCUGGACAACUUGGUAAAGGCAAAGGCAAGAAGAGAAGACGUUGAUACCAUUACCACUGUGUUUGUUCUAUUUUUCCCUUCUUUAAACCUACCAACACAAUUUUGUUUUUUUGUUGGAUAAUCAAAAAACUAUUUACAG
Messenger RNA from Arabidopsis arenosa, 2922 nucleotides. The record is from the annotation of a GenBank genome assembly. NCBI's taxonomy places the organism in Eukaryota, Viridiplantae, Streptophyta, Magnoliopsida, Brassicales, Brassicaceae.